Paramecium sonneborni is the source of this 512-nucleotide messenger RNA. The record is from the annotation of a GenBank genome assembly. Lineage: Eukaryota; Ciliophora; Oligohymenophorea; Peniculida; Parameciidae.
UUUAAUUCAAAAUGUACAUGAGAUCGAUUUUAAAAUUGAGAUAAGCCUUUUCAGGUAUAUAUGAAUAAAGUAAUAAUUUAAGUAUUAACAAAAUACACAAAAGAUCAUGAAUGGAUUAAAUAUGAUACAUAAACAAAGAUUGCUAAAAUAGGAAUAACUGAUUAUGCAUAAAAGGAAUUAGGUGAUAUAGUUCAUGUUGAUUUUUAAAAAGUAGGAUUAGUAUUUAAAACACACUAAUCAUUAGGAGCAAUUGAAAGUGUUAAAGUUGCUGCUGAUAUAUAUGCUCCAGUUGCUGGUGAGAUUGUUGGAGUAAUAUAUUAAAUUAUAAUAAGAUCAACGAAGAUUUAAAAGACUCACCAAAUUUAAUUAAUGAGAAGGCAGAAGAAACAUGGAUUUUAUAAGCAAAAUUAUAAAAUGAAUCUGAGUUAGAUACAUUAUUAGAUAAAUAAUCAUAUGAGAAAAUCAUUAAUAAAUGAGCAUGUUAUUAAUAAUUAUAAUACAUUAUUAUUUAC